This is a messenger RNA of Cervus elaphus (red deer), 9102 nucleotides long. It is a transcript of the gene MSI2, whose product is annotated as musashi RNA binding protein 2. The coding region runs from base 134 to 907 and encodes 257 amino acids. Gene Ontology annotation, cellular component: cytoplasm. The record is from RefSeq and is a predicted model, not a curated record. Lineage: Eukaryota; Metazoa; Chordata; Mammalia; Artiodactyla; Cervidae. The transcript is spliced from 11 exons. Gene Ontology annotation, molecular function: RNA binding.
UCGGAGAGCCGGGCGGGGGGAGGAGGCGGAGGGCGGAGGGAGCGGGAGGUCUCGGGCUCGGCGCCGGCCGCCGCUGCGCUCCGAUCGCCGCGCGGCUCGGUGUCCGGGGGUGGGGGGGCGGGGGGGCGCAGCCAUGGAGGCCAACGGGGGCCCGGGCGGCUCGGGCGGCGCCAACGACUCGCAGCACGACCCCGGUAAAAUGUUUAUCGGCGGACUCAGCUGGCAGACCUCACCAGAUAGCCUUAGAGACUAUUUUAGCAAAUUUGGAGAAAUUAGAGAAUGUAUGGUCAUGAGAGAUCCCACUACGAAACGCUCCAGAGGCUUCGGUUUCGUCACGUUCGCAGACCCGGCGAGUGUAGAUAAAGUGUUAGGCCAGCCCCACCACGAGUUAGACUCCAAGACGAUUGACCCCAAAGUUGCAUUUCCUCGUCGAGCGCAACCCAAGAUGGUCACAAGAACAAAGAAAAUCUUUGUAGGAGGACUGUCUGCGAACACGGUGGUGGAAGAUGUGAAGCAGUAUUUCGAGCAGUUCGGCAAGGUGGAGGAUGCAAUGCUGAUGUUUGAUAAGACGACCAACAGGCACAGAGGGUUUGGCUUUGUCACUUUUGAGAAUGAAGACGUUGUGGAGAAAGUCUGUGAGAUUCAUUUCCAUGAAAUCAAUAAUAAAAUGGUAGAAUGUAAGAAAGCUCAGCCGAAGGAAGUCAUGUUCCCACCUGGGACGAGAGGCCGGGCCCGGGGACUGCCUUACACCAUGGACGCGUUCAUGCUCGGCAUGGGGAUGCUGGGCUACCCCAACUUUGUGGCAACCUAUGGCCGCGGCUACCCUGGAUUUGCUCCUAGCUAUGGCUAUCAGUUCCCAGACUGUUGCCAGCUUCACAAGACACAGUUUUUAUCAGCUAGCUCUUAAGAGAGGCGUGACAGAUUGGGGUUUGCUCCGUUGCUAGAGAGAGAGCAGGGUCCCGGCCAGGGCCACCCCGGCUGCCACCAGUGCCCGUGACACUGUCCGAGCUGCCUGUUUGCACAAACGUUCUUUUUCUCACUUGUAAUUCUUGGGAAGGACUCCCGUCCCCAGUGCUUCACGCAGUUCUUAAAGUCAGCUUUGUCCCCCAGUCCCCUCCCAGUUUGCUUUUUGUCCGCACUGGGAGUCCCUCCCCACUGAGGCCACUCGUCACCCUCCCAGUGCAGCAGGCCAGAGGGGAGCUUCUCACGAGCUGUGUGGCGCUUCCUCACGGGAGUCUAGGGAGAAGGCAUCAGCUUGCUUUAAACAGUUACCAGAUAGGCUUAUUGGGGCGUUUCAUGGAUGGGCUGUUCAGUGCUGGCCCACAGAGGUGGAGGAUAUGUGACUUGUCCGCUACAUCCACAGUUCCAGAAGUGAACACACACGCACACAGAUUGUUCUGUAAAUCCUAACGUGAACAAUGUAAUCUGGAAGAAAAUUUGUAUCAGCAUUAUCUGGAUGUCUUUGUCUUUUGGAGCCAGCCUCUCUGGUUGUUGCUAUAAUAAUGCACACUCAUCUCUGGGAAAGGGGCCAUGGAGGCACCGUGGUGCUGCCUCACCUUAGGCCCUGUGGGCACCGUCCACCUGGGCCCUCUUCCCCAGCACCUCUGCCCCCACCUGGCUGUCCAUUGGCCUUGCACUCCCUGCUGGCCUCAAGGGCCUCCUAGCCCACUGGGGUCAGAGGGGAUGAGUAUAGAGGGCUCAUCCUGAUCAAGUCAGGACUCCAGAGGGCUUCCUUUCCCCAUGAUCGUGAUCCAUCCACUUCCCCACUCAUGGAUUAAUGAGCUACGGCUCAGUUGGCCCCUCAGGAAUCACCCUUUGUUUGCCCUCAGGGUUUAUGAAAAGGGACCUGCAUGCUUCCAUCAGAUGCAUUUGAUGUGAGCGCAUCCAACUGUCUGAAUGUCAGUGUCUCUGGUGGCUCAGUGGUAAAGAACCCACCUGCCAAUGCAGGAGACAUGGGUUCGACCCCUGGUUUGGGAAGUUCCCCUGGAGAAGGCAAUGGCAGCCCACUCCAGUACUCUUGCCUGGAGAAUCCCAUGGACAGAGGAGCCUGGCAGGCUCCAUAAGGCCACAAAUAGUCAGACACAACUUAGCGACAAGCAUGCACACACAUCCUUUAGACUCAACGUGUGCAGUUUGGCUCAUCUCAUUAAAGAUGCCUGAUGUCGUCAUUGGUUAGUUUCCUUUUAUUUUUCCCACAGACUUUUUCAUAGAUGCUAUUUUUUAAAGUCUGUAUGGCUUUUUUUCCUGUUUGUUUUGUUCUGCUGUGAAUUGCUUUGCUUUGGUGAACUUGUGCUAGUAUACUUACCUCACAGACGUUCUAGCCAUUGUGAAUCUUCUUCAUCUCCGUAAAUAGUUCAUCUGUGCUUCUCCCUAAUGACAUUUUAUUUUUACCCCUGUAAGCAACUGAGGUAGAAAAAUAAAACGUUUGCCAUGGACUUGCUGUGUACAGCCGUGUCUCAGCCUCACAGCGCCCUGUUCUCACUCCAGGGGAGGUGAAUGCACUAAAUAACUGGCACCAGUGACAGCCUGGUGUGGCCUCUGAAAGCACAUGCACUUGCCCUGACGGUCUCUGCCCCCAGCCCUCUCUGCUUCCUCUCGUCUCCUGCGCUUGCUUGAGAUGGCCCUCUCCUUGAGUCAUGGAGGAGCAUUGGCUUGCAGCAGCUGCGUGGUCUGCCUGCCACCCCCCCCCUCCUUCCUUCCUCUCCCUUCGCCCCCACCCCCAAGUGAAAACACCGCUGAACAUCUGGAGCCCCUGCCAUCUGUACACCAGUUGUGUGUGAGCCCACACACGCGCUCUGCACACCAGCCAACAUGUGGCUUGCAUGUGGCUUGCUUUCCAAGUUCCCCUAUACCGUGCAGAUCCGAGGAGGCACCUGUGUUGCUGGAUGUAAAACUAGAUCUCAUUUCCAGGUCCCACUUGCCACGUAGUAGCCAUGUGACCUUGAGCAAGUGACCUAGUGCUCUGAGCCCUUGAGAUUGUAACAGUGCCUAGGUGGUUAGAAUUAAGUGGGAUGUUGUGUAUAUGCGAACGCUGAAAGUUUAGAAAUAGUGGGCGUUACUGUUCUUGUUUUGUCCCUCUCCAGAAUGGUUUUCGCUUCCUCAUCACCCCCAAUGAAGCUGCCUGCUGGGGAUCUACUUAGUGAAAGGAAUGAUUGGGAAUCCCCAGGAGACUUACUGGGACUCCCUGCCUCAGCCUUCCUCAUCCCUCCCUCCCCAUUUACUGACCACCAGGCACUGGAUUAGGUACCAAACAUCUAGACAUGAAUAAAGCUCCCUCUCAGGAUGCUCACGGUCCAGCUGAGGGAGAGAGAACCAGUGAUCAAACCCAUUGGGCAUCCUGGGACAGGUGCUUAGCUAGAGAGAGGGAGUCUUUUUCUGCUACGAGAGGACAAAGACAGGCUGCUAGUCCUGCCUGCAGUGGCACCAGAACUGGGUCUUACCAAGUGAAAUAAAAUGAGAUGGUUAAAGAAAAGAAGAGAUUACCCCCAGGCAGAGAAAUAACUUGCUUAGACACUGAAUCAAGUAUUUUUUUAAAAAGAAAAUAAUAUAAUAAUGGCCUUGACAAAAUAAAAAUUUGUUUUUUCUUUCCAAUGUGAAAGAAACCUGGAUGUCGCUCUGCAGUAUCAGGGAUCUGAGUUUCCUUCAUCUUUGUGUUCUUUUCUCUUCAACACAAGACUCCAUCUCAUAGUCUGAGGAGGCUGCUCAAGCUCCAGCCAUUACAUACUCAUCCCAGAAGAACACAUCUCUUCCCUUUAAUCACACUUCUUAGAAGUCAUGUGUGGCACUCUGCUUAGAUCCCAUUGGUCAGGCCUUAGUCAUAUGGCCAGACUGAGCUGCUGAGGAACCUCAGAAAUGUCUGUCUUCCUGGUAGCUAUGUAACUGCUAAAAACAGGAUUCUGGUAUUAAGGAAGACGUGUGAAAUAGAUAUUAGGGGACACUUAGCAAUCUCUGCCACAAACCUGAGUGAGGAUGUGGUGCAGGUCCCAGGGAUUAAGAGCAGUUCAGUGUAUGGGGUGCUUACAAGAGCAUCUUGGAGUGGGGGUAGGGGAGAGACAGAGUUAGAGAGGGAGGCAGGGCUGAGUGUUGUCAGGUUCCGGAAUUCACAAACUUGAUCCCCAAAACACAUGAAAAGCCCUUAGUGACUCUUAAGUUGAGGAAUGAUGUGAUCAGAUCUCCAAAGCGAGUCAGAAGUGGUUUGCAGGGGUAGAGGGGGCAGUGAGGAGCGUGUGCAGGUGCGUUAGGAGGCUGCCCCGCUCUUUCUGCACUGCCCCACCUCCUUUCUGAGCUCUAUUCCUCUCCCCAGCCUCAGGUUGGCUGUGGCCCUCUGGGGGUCUUUCUGCUCUCCCGGGGAUAGCACGGCUUCAUUCGGCCCCAACCACCAGAAAGCGUCUCAGCCACAGUCUUGGCUACUGGAGUGGCCUCAGACUCGGGUCCCUUGGGACAGUCAGGGGGGUCAGGCCAGCACCCCAGGCUCCAUGCUCACACCUCCCUCCUCGGGCGAUGGUCUGGGGACAGCCAGGUGCGACAGGUCCCAGGUGGGGAGACCCUGGGAUUCUGGUUCUGAAAGUGCCGGUUUGCGCUUCUGUCUCCUCAGCGAUGAACAUUGGUUUCAUCCCAGGUGCUGAUGUUGACUGAUGAGGACUGGCUUCCUGCAGCACUGGCCUGAGAAGAAUCACGAGGCCAGGUCUUAGCUCAGCAGAAAGGGGGCUGUGGUUGAUUAGCAGUGCCUGCAUGGUGGCCGGAUCUGGGGGUCAUGCCUGCUCACUGCAUAUUUUGCCUCGCUUAUUCCAGACUAAUGACGGAUGGUUCUCAGACGCUGGUUGAUGGUUUUUUCUGAAAAAUGGUCAUUCUGAAAGAUGGUCAUUCUGUUCCACAUGGAGGGUGUGGGUCUCAGGGCAGGGGCCGUGGCUCACGUUGAUGCUGUUUCCUCUGGGGGAGAAUCUGCUAUAGUGCAUCUUUGGCCAAGGCUCUGCAAUGGACACUUGGGUCAGAUUGUCUGGUCUUUGAGCAAAGACCAAGGCUUAGGGGUCUGUCUUAUCCUGAGCUGAGGGCCGUGGCUUGAAUGUGGAAAACAGAGGGAAGACAGCAGAAGAUCUCUUAAGCCAGAUGACCAGGGAAAGCAGCCUUGGCCAUAGGAAAGGGGCUGCUUCCGCAACCAGCUUCCACCCAACCUGUCAGUUCUUUCCAGUUUACAAGAUGUGAGAAGUGUUCAGAAACGCUGGCAGCUGCCCUGCCAAAGGCCUGGGGUCCUGCCUAGAUGGGUCCCCUGGGCCUCAGGGAGUGACUCCAGGGACCUCUCGUCCACCCCUCCUCCAGCCCAGCAGGUGGCCGGCCGAGACCCUCAUGCUCAGCGCCUGAUCAGGAGACCGGCGCUUGCACUCCCACCAGAAACCUUCUGUUUUCUCUGCUCAGGUUCUUGGAGAGAAAGGAGCAAGCCUCCCUCCCAGCCUCUGUGACUUCGGGGAGGUGAUUGUGGGGCCACUGUGGUGGAAUCGUAGGACCAGUGGCUAGGCAUGCCCCCUCACUUGGGCAUCAGUUUAAAGUAAGGAUUUUCCUCCUACUUAAGUUUGUAACGAGUCCCUUCCUCAAGGCCCCAGAACUGCCCUCGAGGGGGGCUCUGGCAGACCAUGUGGUGCUAGGGCCUCAGCUCUGCCUGUACUGCCUGGCUUGGUGCUCCUGGGUGGCUUCAGAUCGGAGCCCUGUCAGUGAGCAAUGGCUGGGCCUCACUGGAGGGGACCUCUUCUAGAAAUGCCAAAAUGGGCAUUGGCUUCCCAGGUCCAUUGACAGAGACCGGGGGCCCACAGCCCGGGGUUUCAGCGCUGUGACUAGAGACGCUCCCUUGGUAGGGUAUGACCCUCCCAACCCAGCAUCUGUUCCAUCACCAGCCUUGAAUCUGCACCGCCCUCCAGCCCCACCUUCAUCUCUAUCAUUGCCCCUUCACAGACAGGACCCGCAGGCAGGCUCGAACUUGCAAGCCAGCCCUUCCUGUGGUCCGCCCACUCCCAUGCUGCCUGCCCCGUGGGGACUGGGGGGCUUAUCCCCUCAUUUGGGUAUUAAGUCCAGGUCAGUCAGGACAGCGCGACUGCUGCUUUGGAAGAAGAUAGGGAAGUCGAGUUCAGCAGCACAUCCCGAUCCUGGCGUGAGCUGCGGGUGGGCCACCCUCCCGCGCAUCCACCUGUGCGUGGAGAAUUAGAAGCGGAGGCUCUUCCCCAGUGAGGAAAGCAGAGCGUGGUGCCUAACCGGCACUUAAUAAGCAUUUGUGGACAUCAGCUGGAGCAGUCUGAAUCGAUAGGGAUUGUGGGUUUCACUUCUGAUCAGCUUUCUGCACCUCUUGAAACUCUGCAUCAGUGAAAGGAAAUGUGAUUCGGGGUGCCGGGGCCAGAGCACCCUGUUCUCCAAAGGGGAGUCAGUGGACCAAGUUCUUGCCCCUGGCUUGCUGGGAGAGGCCAGCCACCUCUGGGCCUUGAUUUCCUCAUCUGUCCAGCGGGGUUACUGACCCCUGUCCUAUCCCCUUCCUCAGGCUGUUGAGAGGGUCUCUGGCAGGGCAUGCUCUCCUGCUUUGGAAGGGGGCGUGGCCCGGCCAAUCCCGCGCAGGCAGCCGUGGGGGUGGCAGUGGGCGUGGCUUCAUGCCAUUCUCCGUGGCUGAGAAUGUGGUCCCGUGUGGAGCCCCCCAGACCCGGUCUCCCCCAGCACUAUCCUCAUGCCCCUCUCACUCCUUCGAGAGCCCUGUACCACCAGGCUCACAGAGCCCCCAGUAAGCCUGCCAGCAGGAACAUAAUCACCUUUCUUCAAGCCCUUCAGUUUUCAUUUCUAUCAGCAAAAGCAAAUGAAAGACUGCAGCUUAAAAAACCCAAAACAACAGCAACAACAAAUUACAGAGUGUGAGAUCGUGGGCAGACGGCAGUGCCAGGCCUAAGGGGUGGGCAGCUCGAGCCUCCAGGACAGCCAAGAAGAAGCCCGAAGGCCAGGGUGGGCGUUGUCCCCUUCCCCAGCCUGAAAAGGCAGCGCGGAGUCCUGCCUGGAGACCUUUGCCCUGAGUCCGGUCCGCUUGGAUCCCCUGCUCCUGAGAAACGGCAACCAGUGGUGUCACCACCCGUGCUCCUGCGCCUUCAGCUGGGGGUGGGACAGCACUAGACCCUGCCAUCAGGACCCACUCUGGGCAUUAGGAAGGGGUCCUAAGCCCAGGGAGGAAGUCAGAGUCUGCAGAGGUGUCACAGAGGGGUAUCCCUCUGUGGUCUGAGUGGGCAGGGCGCAGGAGGAGUAAUAACUGACUGCCUAGAAAGCUGUCAGGAAGGGGUACCAUCUGGAUGGGUUUUCAGUACAAGUAGAAGCUUGCCAGGCAGGAGAUGAAGGAAGGGUAUUCCACAUCAAGGGGUCGGCACAGUGUAAGGGCACAAAAGCAUUGCACGUCUUCCCUCCCUGCCUCCAUUGGGCAGAUGCUGUCCCAUCAUCUGGGCCAGAACAGCCAGACAACCAGCCUUGGCAUUGGAAACCUGAUGUUGCUUCUUCCCAGAUGCAGCAGCUCACAGGCAGACACUUUGUGCACCAGAAAGGCUGCCCCCAUGCUUCCCUUUGGCUGGUCCCUUUCGGGGUGUCUGUGGGUAGCACUGAGCUGGCCCAGUGGGCCCUGGGUUCUGGCUGCCCUGGGGUUGGCUUCCUGUGAGCUGGAGGGGGUCACCCAGAUGCGGUCUCUGAGACAGGGACAGGAGUCAGGGGUGCUGACACCCACAGAGGCCCUGCUGCCCGGCUCUGAGUCUGAGGAGGUAUUUUCUGGCCCCGGGGCACCCCGGUUUUGCAGGGAAGGGCAUGGGGCCUGUCCUGUGGCUCUCUAAGGAGCAGCUUUAGGGCCUAUCCAUGCUUCUUUGUCUGCACCGGGGGCACCAGCCUUGAGCAUGUCAGGAUUCAGGUGAGGCUCAGGGCAGGAAGCACCGUCUUCUCCUCCCCGCCCCCUCCUGUUGGUUCCCCUCUUCUCCCCAUCCAUCCUUUUACUGGUUCAGCACAGUCACCAGCAGCUGCUGUACCACGGCCCCGCCCUAGAUGCUGGAGAUAGUGAUGAGCAGAGACACCGCCCUGCUGGGUACGGCAUGUGCUGGGGACAGAGGAACGAGCUGGGAGAACCCCCAGAGGCUGCCCUAGCUGAUCCCUUCCUAGAGGAGCCUGGGGGCACUGGACAAGUCCAGGCGGCAGGAUCGCCAGUCCAGCUGGCGAGCGCAAGCUGCAGGGCUCCGGGGUCCUUGUCCCCGUCCCAGGGCUGCGACCAGCCCAGCCAGGCCCUCCCUGGGGCCCUGCAAGCCCUCCUGCCGCCACAUUACCCACCCAAAUUAGAGCUUGUACUUCAGAUGAGAGUAUCCUUAUCACUCACAAGCAAAGUAUAAAUAUGAUCUAUUAAAGCCCUUCAGAUGUGAAAUGUCAUGUAAAUUAAGAGGAUUUUAGAAUAGGAAGGCUACGCUACUGUUAUCACCGUGGGCAAUAAUAAUAAAAAUAGGAACAGAAGUUAUUCCACUUACUGAGAGCUCAGCCAGUGACAGAUAACGGGCCACUGGUGCCGCCCUUCCACCGAACUUCUCAGCAGCCCCUCGAGGAGGUGGUUAACCGCGCCUGCAGAGGAGCAGAGUGCGGCUGAGCAGAAAGUGACAGAAGUCGUCUCGAUGGCACAGGAGUGAGCCUGGGAGGUGGGGUUUUUGCCACCUCGCUUUUAACCACGUUGUGCACGGUUUCCUUUAACUUCUCCGGACCUGAGUCCUUCACUGAGUAACGUCUUCCGGGAGGGCAGGGUGUCACAGGGAGAGCUUCUUGGCCAUGGAAAACGCCCCAGGUGUUAUUCUCAUCAGCAGGGUCGUGAUCACAUUCUCAGUGUCUCAUCGACUUUUAAAGGUCAGGAGACAAAGGCACAGAGAAGGUUCUGUCUGCACUUUACCCUUUCACCCAGGGCUGCCAUGCGGUGGCAGGAUCUGCAGGCUGGUCAAAUUUGUAACGAUUUUUCUUUAUGCUGUGCUGUGCUUAGUCCAUCAGUUGUGUCCAACUCUUUGCGACCUCAUGGCCUGUUGCCAGCCAGACUCCUCUGUCCAUGGGGAUUCUCCAGGCAAGAGUGCUGGAGCAGGU